Oncorhynchus gorbuscha (pink salmon) is the source of this 1083-nucleotide messenger RNA. Its product is annotated as neuropeptide Y receptor type 2-like. Gene Ontology annotation, cellular component: membrane. Bases 1 to 1083 code for a protein of 360 amino acids. Gene Ontology annotation, biological process: G protein-coupled receptor signaling pathway. The transcript has a single exon. The record is from RefSeq and is a predicted model, not a curated record. Lineage: Eukaryota; Metazoa; Chordata; Actinopteri; Salmoniformes; Salmonidae. Gene Ontology annotation, molecular function: neuropeptide Y receptor activity.
AUGGACACCACCUCCACCCACAUGCAGCAAGGAAUCCUGGGUAACGACAGUCUCAGCCUCCACCUCGACCGGCCGGGGUUCCACUCUGACAUCACCAAGCAUGUAGGAGUCCAGGCUGCUUUGAUCACAGCGUAUAGUCUGAUCAUCCUACUGGGUCUAGUAGGCAACGCCCUUGUCAUCUACAUGAUCAUCCGCUUCCGGAACAUGAGGACAGUCACUAACUUCUUCAUAGCUAACCUGGCCCUGGCCGACCUGUUGGUGGAUACGUUGUGUUUACCGUUCACACUGGUUUAUACCUUGCUCGACGAGUGGAAGUUCGGCGCGGUGCUGUGUCACAUGGUCCCGUUUGCCCAGGCGCUGAGCGUGCACGUAUCGAUCCUGACGCUGACCGUCAUCGCUCUGGAGCGCUACAGGUGUAUCGUGUUCCACCUGGGCCAGCGCCUCACCUGGCGAAGCAGCCUGCUCAUCAUGGCUCUCACCUGGACGCUGUCCGCCGUGCUGGCCGGCCCGCUCGCCAUCUUCAGAGAGUACCGUCAGGAGGAGAUCCCGUCCAUCAACCUGAGGAUCUCAGUCUGCUAUGAGAAGUGGCCUUACGGCAGCAGCAGAGACGGGGUAAUUUACAGCCUGUCUAUGUUACUGCUGCAGUACGUGCUGCCACUGUCCAUCAUCAGUUAUGCCUACAUCUGCAUCUGGGUGAAGCUGAAGAACCACGUGAGUCCAGCGAGCCGCAUCGACGCCAUCCAGCGCAGGAAGAAGACCACCAAGAUGCUGGUUAUGGUGGUUGUCGUCUUCGCCACAUGCUGGCUACCCUUCCACGUAUUUCAACUAGCCAGUGACCUCGACCUGGUGCUCAGCUUAAGACAAUACAAGCUCAUCUAUACACUCUUCCACAUGGUAGCCAUGUGCUCCACCUUCGCCAACCCGCUCCUGUACGGCUGGAUGAAUAAGAACUACAGGAAUGGGUUCCUCAUGGUGUUCAGGUGUGAGGCUAAACCAGACAGUAUUCACCCUGAGGGAUCCUUCAGGACCCGGUCACUAAGGAGGAUGUCUCUGAAUGGAGGACACCCUCCUACGGCCGUCUGA